CCAGGUAGUGAAAGUAAAAGUCAACAGCUUUAAAAAGUUUCAGAAGAAAAACACACAGUGAGUAUUUAAAUCUCAAGCUGUAAUUUAUUAACACACUACGACUAGAUGCAGAAGAGUUUAUUUAUUAGUCUUUACUGAAGUUUUAAUCUACACAGAGGGUUUUAGGACUUGAUCCUGUGACUAUUUCCUGUAAGUGAACUCUGUGCUGAUACAGGGGUUUGAUUUAACACACCGAUGUUGGAGUGAAGUAAACGUGUGUCCUGCUGUAAUCUGGAGAAGGAGACAUGACCUCCAACAUGAGUGUGUCUGGAAAACAGGACUUAAAGAAAGACGAGAGAAUGAUGGAGGGAAAGAGAUCAGACUCACCAGAACCCAGCUGUGUGUCCAUGAAGAGUGACAGGUCAAUGGGACCUCCACUACACUUCAGAGACAGCUCUCCUGAUGUGAGACCAGAAAAGAGGAAAUCAAACGUCAGCAGAAAUCAGUUAGAGUCCAUAUUCAAGGAGCUGGAACACAAAGUCAUCACUCUGAUAAAGAAUGAGCUGAAGAGGUUUAGGAAGCUCCUGAGUCCAGAUUACCCAGCAUGCACUGAGAGGGAGGUGGAGGAUGAGGAGGAUCUGCACAGUGUCAGAGAGGGAGCGCUGAAGAUCACACUGCACGUCCUGAAGAACAUGAAGCACACAGAUCUCGCUAACACACUGCAGAACAACUUUGUGGACUCUGUGUAUCAGCCAAUGUUCAAAUCCAGCCUGAGAGAGAAGUUUAAAAGAGUUAAUGAAGGAAUCUCACAGCAUGAAAGUUCAGCACUUCUGAAUGAGAUCUACACAGAGCUCUACAUCACAGAGGGUUGGAGUGGAGGUGUCAAUAAUGAACAUGAGUUGAAACAGAUUGAGACAGCGUCCAGAAGACCAGCAACACAGGAGACACCCAUCAAAUGUAAUGAUCUCUUUAAAGACAAGUCUAUCAGGAGUGUGCUGACUAAAGGAGUUGCUGGAAUUGGAAAAACAGUCUCUGUGCAGAAGUUUAUUCUGGACUGGGCUGAAGGAAAAGCAAAUCAGGACGUCAGCUUCAUGUUCCCACUUCCCUUUAGAGAGCUGAAUGUGAUGAAGGAGAAACAUCUCAGUCUGAUGAAUCUUCUUUACCAUUUUUUCCCAGAAAUGAGAAAACUAGAAUUAAUAAACUGUAACUCCUACAAGGUCCUGUUAAUCUUUGAUGGCCUGGAUGAGUGUCGACUUUCACUAAAUUUCCAGAAGAAUGAAAGAGUGUGUGAUGUGACAGAGUCAGCCUCAGUGGAUGUUCUACUGACAAACCUCAUCAAGGGGAACCUGCUUCCCUCUGCUCUCCUCUGGAUCACCUCUCGACCAGGAGCAGCCAAUCAGAUCCCUCCUGAGUGUGUAGACCAGGUAACAGAGGUACGAGGGUUCAGCGAUCCUCAAAAAGACGAGUACUUCAAGAAGAGGAUGAGUGAUCAGAGACUGGCUAAUAAAAUCAUCUCACACAUGAAGUCUUCAAGAAGCCUCUACAUCAUGUGCCACAUCCCAGUCUUCUGCUGGAUCUCAGCCACUGUUCUAGAGAGAAUGUUGGGUGAAGCAGAGAGUGGAGAGAUCCCCAAGACUCUGACUCAAAUGUUUACACACUUCCUGAUCUUUCAGAUCAAACACAAGGACCAAAAGUACCAUCUGAAAUGUGACAUUGAUCCUCAGCAGACCAGAGAGAGUAUCCUGGCACUGGGAAACCUGGCUUUCCAACAACUGGAGAAAGGAAACCUGAUCUUCUAUGAGGAAGACCUGAGAGAGUGUGGCAUUGAUGUCAGAGAAGCUGCAGUGUACUCAGGAGUGUGUACCCAGAUCUUCAGAGAGGAGUUUGGGCUUCACCUGGGGAAGGUCUUCAGCUUUGUACAUCUGAGUGUUCAGGAGUUUCUGGCUGCUUUAUACAUAUUUUUGUCCUUCAUCAUUAAAAAGAGAAACGUGUUAGUGGGGCAAAAUCCUAGCGUUUUAAAUUUCUUCAGUAAUCCAACCAUGUCUGAUGUCCUCAGGAGUUCAGUGGACAAGGCCCUACAGAGUGAGAAUGGACACCUGGACCUGUUCCUCCGCUUCCUCCUGGGUCUCUCACUGGAGUCCAAUCAGACUCUCUUACGAGGUUUAAUGCCACAGACAGGGAGCAGCUCUCACAGCAAAAAGGAAACAGUCGAGUACAUCAAGGAGAAGAUCAGGGAGAAUCCAUCUCCAGAGAAAUCCCUCAAUCUGUUCCACUGUCUGAAUGAACUGAAUGAUCAGUCUUUAGUGCAGGAAGUACAAACUUACCUGAACAGAGGAGAUUACAGUCGUCUCAGGGGAACCAGACUCUCUCCUGCUCAUUGGUCAGCUCUGGUGUUUGUGUUACUGAACUCAGAACAGGAGCUGGAUGUGUUUGAUUUGAGUAAAUACGACCAAUCAGAGGAAUGUCUUCUGAGGCUGCUGCCAGUGGUCAAAGCCUCCAGAAAAGCUGAUCUGCGUGGGUGUAAUCUGACAGAUGAGAGCUGUAGAGUUCUGUCCUCAGUUCUCAGCUCAAACUCCUCCAGUCUGAGAGAACUGGACCUGAGUCACAAUAAACUGAUUCAGGAUUCAGGAGUGAAGCUGCUCUCUGCUGGACUGGAGAAUCCACACUGUACACUGGAAAUAUUGAGUCUGCGUGGGUGUAAUCUGACAGAUGAGAGCUGUAGAGUUCUGUCCUCAGUUCUCAGCUCAAACUCGUCCAGUCUGAGAGAACUGGACCUAAGUCACAAUAAACUGCAGGAUUCAGGAGUGAAGCUGCUCUCUGCUGGACUGGAGAAUCCACACUGCACACUGGAAAUACUUAGGCUGUGGGAGUGUAAUUUCACAGAUGAGAGCUGUAGAGUUCUGUCCUCAGUUCUCAGCUCAAACUGCUCCAGUCUGAGAGAACUGGACCUGAGUUACAAUGAACUGAAGGAUUCAGGAGUGAAGCUGCUCUCUGCUGGACUGGAGAAUCCACACUGUACACUGGAGAAACUGAGGAUGCGUUGCUGCAGUAUUACAGGUGAAGGUUGUGCUGCUCUGGCUUCAGCUCUGAGGUCAAACUCAUACUCACACCUGAAAGAGGUGAAUCUGUACGGUAAUAAUCCAGGAAAAUCAGGAGUGAAGCUGCUCUUUGAUCUACUGGAGGAUCCACACUGUAAACUGGAGACACUACUUAUUAUGAAAUAUAAACUCAGCAGGACUGGUGUAUGACAGGAGUCUCAGCUCAGACCUCUUUUCCAGGAUAAAGCAGUUUUGGUGAAGCGUUAGAACCCGUCCCACAUGUCCAGCAGUUUGGGAGCUGAAUCAUUCAUAUUCAGAUGUAGAAGCUCCAUAACAAUAACCGUGACUGAUCACAUCCUUUUAUCCUCUCAGCCACAAGUUACUUCAGGCUUUAAUAACAUAUUUUACACUCCAAAGUCAAAUCCUUCAGCGUCUACACACAACACAGAGACCUCAUCAACACCUCAUCACACUGAUUACACAAAUACACAUCCAUGUGUUGGAGCUGUUUAUAGAUUAUUUUACCUCCUUAUUUUUAUCUCUUUAUUCAGAGUGUUUCUGCUCAACAUGGCUUCAUUCAGUUCAUUGUGACAUAAUUUGGAAAUAUUUUUCUCACAAUUUAUUAAGUCACAGUCGUGAUUUACUAUUUUUAUAUUAUUGUUGUUCCUUGUUUGCUAAUCUGUUAGCUAACAGAAUUUAUUAUUA
Molecule: messenger RNA, 3722 nt
Organism: Clarias gariepinus (North African catfish)
Lineage: Eukaryota; Metazoa; Chordata; Actinopteri; Siluriformes; Clariidae
Product: NLR family CARD domain-containing protein 3-like
Exons: 10
Coding region: 285-3227 (980 amino acids)
Molecular function (GO): protein binding
Source: RefSeq, a predicted model, not a curated record